Molecule: messenger RNA, 1551 nt
Organism: Drechmeria coniospora
Lineage: Eukaryota; Fungi; Ascomycota; Sordariomycetes; Hypocreales; Ophiocordycipitaceae
Product: l-fucose permease
Exons: 3
Coding region: 1-1551 (516 amino acids)
Biological process (GO): transmembrane transport
Molecular function (GO): transmembrane transporter activity
Source: RefSeq, a predicted model, not a curated record
AUGGGCUCCCCAUCUCGCUUCCGCGCCUUCCUCCAGAGGCAUGCCCUCAAGGCCGACGACACGCGACGCACCAAGGCCGCCGAGCUCACGCUGCGCGAAUCCAUCUUUCCCAUCACCCUCGUCACCAUCCUCUUCUUCCUCUGGGGCUUCAGCUACGGCCUCCUCGAUACCCUCAACAAGCACUUCCAGACGGCCCUCAACGUCGACCGCGCCCGCUCCUCCGGCUUGCAGGCGGCCUAUUUUGCCGCCUACCCCCUAGCAGCCAUCGGCCAUGCCGCUUGGAUCCUCCGCCACUACGGCUACCGCGCCGUCUUCAUCUGGGGCCUCUGUCUCUACGCCCUCGGCGCUCUGCUCGCCAUUGCCGCCCUCAAGGCCAAGAGCUUCGGCGGCUUCUGCGCCUGCAUCUUCAUCAUCGGCAACGGCCUCGGUUCGCUCGAGACGGCCGCGAACCCCUUCAUAACCGGUACGCACCCGAGCACGCGCCGCCCCCGUACUCGUCCCCUCUGCCCUUUGCUGAUCGGCGCCCCUGUUCCGCCAGUCUGCGGUCCGCCGAGGUACUCGGAGAUCCGCAUCAACAUCUCGCAGGCCUUCAACGGCGUCGGCACCGUCGUCGCCCCGGUCCUCGGAUCCUACGUCUUCUUCACCUUCAGCGACGAGCGCGCCCUCGCCAACGUCCAAUGGGUCUACCUCUCCAUCGCCGUCUUCGUCCUGCUCCUCGCCGCCGUCUUCUUCUUCGCCGACAUCCCCGAGAUCACGGACGCUGAUAUGGAGUUCCAAGCGGAUGAGACGCAUUCCGACGCCGACAAGAAGCCCUUCCGAAAACAGUACAAGCUCUUCCACGCCACCUUUGCUCAGUUUUGCUACACCGGCGCCCAGGUCGCCAUCGCCAGCUUCUUCAUCAACUACGCCAGUAGCACGCGACCCAACACCGACGCCGCCACGGCCGCCAAGUUCUUUGCCGGAGCCCAGGCCGCCUUUGCCAUCGGCCGUUUCGCCGGCGUCGGCAUCAUGAAGUUCGUCAAGCCGCGCUGGGUCUUUCUCGCAUUCAUCACCUGCUGCAUCAUCUUCAUCGGCCCUUCCAUCACCCAAGGAGGCAACAUGGGCAUAUCCAUGCUCUACAUCGUCUCCUUUUUCGAGUCCAUAUGCUUCCCCACCAUCCUCGCCCUCGGCAUGCGAGGCCUCGGCCGCCAUACCAAGCGCGGCAGCGGAUACCUCGUCGCCGGCAUCGUCGGCGGCGCCUGCGUGCCACCCUUGACGGGCGUCGCCGGCGACGCCAGCGGCGAUGGCAUCGCCAUGGUGGUGCCAAUGAUGUUCUUUGUCGCCGCCUGGAGCUAUGCCCUCUGCGUCAACUUUGUCCCGUCGUACGUCAAGGUCCUCGACUCCUUUGGCCAGGCCAAGAUUGGUCUGGAGAUGCGCGAGGGCUUCGACGGCAUCGAGAGAUCUAGCACGAGGUCGCUAGGAGACGACUUCAGGGACAGGCACGUCACAAGCGACCAUGUGCAUGGCAAGUCCAUUGAGCAAUCUUCGGCAAAGGCCGCGACUGUCGUAUGA